Molecule: messenger RNA, 1020 nt
Organism: Aureobasidium vineae
Lineage: Eukaryota; Fungi; Ascomycota; Dothideomycetes; Dothideales; Saccotheciaceae
Source: the annotation of a GenBank genome assembly
AUGGCGCUUCCCGCCAUCUUCCGCAUGCUGCGGCCUAAGGUGCGUCUUGACAAGCAUGUUGCGACUGCGCGCAUACUGACGACGAGCAGNACAUUCCUGUACCUCAUAUCGCUGCGCACCGGCACUGAGAUGAUCGCCCUGACGCUGCUCAUCAACAAGGUGUCAGGCAUCUACGGCCUCCUUGCCAUUCUCACCGGCUACCACCUCUCCUGGCUACAACUCACCAUGUACAUCUACUCGAUCGGCGUGCUCGGCGCCCUCUGCUACCUCUCACCACACAUCAAGCGUCAAAGCCCGUUACAAUGUCUCUCUCUCGCCUGGCUCUAUGUACUCGACUCUCUGAUCAACGCCUCCUACACUGCUCUCUUCGGCACCACUUGGUUCUUGAUGCUCGCCCGUCACAUCAACGACCCUGUGCCCGGCGACGACAGCAAGCUUCCUGGUGGAAAGAUGAUGAACGACACCGCAGGUUUCACAAGCCCCGAAGUCAAUGCUACCCACGUCGAGGUUGUCGCAACUCCUGCUAUGCCUGGACAGAACGCCGUCGCUGCCGGCAUUAAUGAUGGUUCCGCACUUGGACACGCAGUUUUCCAAUCUGGUAGCAUUGCUAGCAUUACUGUUAUCUGUGCGCUCUGGACCAUCCGCAUCUACUUCUGCCUGGUGGUCAUGGCAUACGCUCGUGGUGUACUGCGCCAACACAUCCUUAUGACCUCCUCGAACAACUUCGGCUUGCACGGCGGCUCCGAGCGUACCGAUCUGGCAGAGAACCCUUUCCGUGAGGGUCGCGAGGAGGGUGAAGGUUGGAAGGGUCGUCUUGGUCGCAUCAUGACUUCGGUCGGAAAGAGAUACUGGCUUGGCAAAGAUGACGAGGAUGAGUGGGUGCGUGGUACUGGCGAGCGCUUCACCAACAAGAAGCGUCUCAACAUCAAGGUUCCCGAACCUGGCGUCGGCGAGCGCGAAAGAAGAGCUAGAAGUGGUACUGGACCCCCACCCUUGAUUAAGAAGCAGGAGACGCCGUGA